Symbiodinium sp. CCMP2456 is the source of this 1488-nucleotide messenger RNA. The record is from the annotation of a GenBank genome assembly. NCBI's taxonomy places the organism in Eukaryota, Dinophyceae, Suessiales, Symbiodiniaceae.
AUGGGCCUCACGGUCUCGAGGCUGUCACUGACUCGACCCCUCAGCGCUGCGCUGGUGCUCCUUGGAGCAAUCUUCUGGCAGCGCAGAAGCUCCAGGCGCGACGCUCUGUCCCAUGCGCAGGAACCAGGUUGCAAACCAACAGGCGAGUCCUCACAGAGUUCGAGCAGUUCGUGCGAUGAUGCAGAGGUCAAGCGGCAAUCGGCUUCUCCUUCCUUGCCGGCGAAGCCUUCGCGGCCGGUGCCACGAGCUCGCUGGUGCAGCCCCUCCCAAGCGGAGAUUUACAUCUGCAUGGACUUCGAAUGGACAUGUGAUGAUGGUGAAGACCGUCAGGUUCACAGCGAUAACGUUGAGAUCAUCGAGUUUUCAUUCGUGAUCUACGAUGCGAAGGCACAAAGGAUGGUCCUCGAAGGGCAGCACUACUGCAAGAAUGUCAGGACUCCUAUUACAAGUUUCUGUACCGAGCUGACCGGCAUCAGUGAUGCAACGCUCGCAGAUGCAGGAUCCCUUGCUGAUGCCCUCCAAGCCCUUUGCAGCGCGCUGGACGAGGAUCCACUGCGUGGAAGGCCCUGCUGCGCCGUGACCCAUGGCAGCGCAGACCUGGAGCUGAUCCUGCCAAUGCACUGCAAGGCAUUGGGACUGGAAGUGCCCGAAGUGCUGAAGUCCUAUGCAGACUUACGACUUGCAGCGCAGAGACAAGUUCUGGCAAGUGGACAGCGAGGUGUACGUGCCUCGAGCUUGCGGGAGAUUUGCGACUCGCUGCAAGUUGAAAUGGUCGGGACGGAGCACUGUGGACUAGAUGACUCGUGGAUGGUCCUGUUAGCCCUUCAGCAGCUUCUGAAGUUGGGAACGCCCUUGCAACCGGUCAACUUCUUCGUUGAGACUGAUUCGUUUCUUGCUGGAGAAAGACAGGACUCGCGACUCUGCCUGGACGGGCUUCCCUUCCACGCACUUUCUGCAGAUGUGUCAGCCUGGAUGGAGACAUAUCUCGGUGAGGCGGCAGUAAGGAAGAGUUUGCUCUACAUCGUCAUCGGAACUGAUGGCCGCGCUACAGGAAGGGCAGUCAUCCGAUUCUUGGACGGCUGGGAGGCAGCUGCUCGAGCACUUCAGAUUCUGUCAGGAGGGAAGCUCAUGGUAUGCAAAGCCAGCGACGAGCAUCGCUACAACGAACGCUUGAUUCUGACGCGUCCGCUAAGAGAAGACGAGCUUCGACUCAGCUUCUUGGAACAGCUGCCCUGCAGCAUCGAGGACGCUCCUGCGCUUGCGCCCUUUCCCAGAGCGCCGAGCGAUCUUGGGAGAGGUAAGAAGUACUGCUUCGCUUUCCAGGAGGACCGCUGCAAGAACGGAGACCGCUGUCGGUAUGUUCACGAAAAAGCCCCAGAUGGGGUCAUCAAGUACCCCAGCAAGAAUUGCCAUGACUUUCAGAAGGGGUUCUGUUCUCGCGGGGAGCAAUGUCACUACAAGCACCAGCUGACGAACGGGCGGAGCUGA